This is a messenger RNA of Brugia malayi, 1317 nucleotides long. RefSeq lists its product as uncharacterized. Lineage: Eukaryota; Metazoa; Nematoda; Chromadorea; Rhabditida; Onchocercidae. The transcript has a single exon. Gene Ontology annotation, molecular function: UDP-glucuronate decarboxylase activity; NAD+ binding. Gene Ontology annotation, cellular component: cytoplasm. Gene Ontology annotation, biological process: D-xylose metabolic process. The record is from RefSeq and is a predicted model, not a curated record. The coding region runs from base 1 to 1317 and encodes 438 amino acids.
AUGAGUUUCUGCUUGCCAUUGUUCUGCUGGCGUUUUCAGAAAUUAGCGCUUCUGUGUUGUUCACUGUUGCUCACAUUAUUUAUUUAUUAUAACCGCCAUUUUCCAUCUAACGUCUGGAAUUUUUCUCGCUACCACCAACUGGUCCGUGACAUCCCCGCUUGGAAAACUUUUCCAGUAGAUGAGAUAAAUCUGAGGUUGCUUCGGGGUAAUUCGGUCUUAGAAAAGCUUGAAACACAAAUGCUCUCUCUGCAGCAGGAAUUUACUCGUCUGAAAAAGAAUUCGCAUCCGAUUAAGACAUUACAAGAAUUGAACGAAAAAAGAUAUUUCAAUGUAAAAUACCAAAACGAAGCAAACCGGAAACGAAUUCUAGUUACAGGUGGUGCAGGCUUUGUCGGUUCCCACUUGGUAGAUCGUCUAAUGCUUGAGGGACAUGAGGUUAUUGCACUCGACAAUUACUUCACCGGUCGAAGGCGGAAUGUAGAACAAUGGAUUGGACAUCCUAAUUUCGAGCUUGUCCACCACGAUGUGGUUAACUCAUACCUUACUGAAGUAGAUGAAAUAUACCACCUUGCCUCCCCUGCAUCGCCAACUCAUUAUAUGUAUAAUCCUGUGAAAACUAUCAAAACGAACACCAUUGGUACCAUAAAUAUGCUAGGUCUAGCUAAAAGAUUAAAGGCGCGUAUACUGUUAGCCUCAACAUCUGAAAUUUAUGGUAAUCCAGAGGUUCACCCACAACCGGAAAAUUACUGGGGACAUGUAAAUACAGUAGGACCACGAUCGUGCUACGAUGAAGGGAAACGGGUCGCGGAGACGUUGAUGGUUGCCUAUCACGUGCAAGAGAAAGUGGACAUUCGAAUUGCUCGAAUAUUCAAUACGUUUGGACCUCGAAUGCACAUGAAUGAUGGUCGUGUUGUAAGUAAUUUCAUCCUGCAGGCUUUACGUGGUCAUCCGAUCACUAUUUAUGGUGACGGGAAACAAACUCGUUCGUUUCAAUAUGUGGACGAUUUAGUAACAGGAUUAAUCAAAUUAAUGGGAAGUAAUUGCACGGAUCCAGUUAAUAUUGGAAAUCCUGAAGAGAAAACAAUUAAUGAAUUUGCAGAGUUGAUCCGUGGCUUAAUUGGUAGUAAUUCAAGUAUUGUUCAUCAACCUGAACAACAAGAUGACCCACAACAACGCAAGCCUGAUAUCUCACGAGCUAAUGAAAAAUUGAAUUGGAGACCUAUAGUUUCUAUGUGUGAUGGUUUAAUUAAAACAAUUGAUUAUUUUCGGAAGGAACUGGAGCAUGAUCAAAUAAUGCUUAUGAAAACGAUAAAUUGA